This is a messenger RNA of Anolis carolinensis (green anole), 4432 nucleotides long. It is a transcript of the gene slc25a42, whose product is annotated as solute carrier family 25 member 42. Gene Ontology annotation, cellular component: mitochondrial inner membrane. Gene Ontology annotation, biological process: transmembrane transport. Lineage: Eukaryota; Metazoa; Chordata; Lepidosauria; Squamata; Anolidae. Bases 196 to 1176 code for a protein of 326 amino acids. The transcript is spliced from 8 exons. The record is from RefSeq and is a predicted model, not a curated record.
UUAUCUGGGCCUGGCAGCUCAAAGCAGGCAGCAGCCUUAUCUGGGCCAGGAGUUCAGAUACUUUGGAAACUACAAAUUUCCUGGUUGUUUUCUUCGGCGCAGGCUGUGCAAAGGGGAAAUUCCAGAAGCCAGGCUUACCUCUGACCUAGAACAUUUGCGCCCUGGUUCCCCUCCUCGCCCGCUGGUCCGCCUGGCAUGGGUGAUGGUCGAGCGGCCGAAGGGCAAGCGAGUCUGAAGCGGACGGAUGCGGAGGCCGGAUUCCACGCCUUGCCCGAGGGCAUCCAAGAGCGGAGGAACGUGGUCCACUCCUUGAUGUCCGGAGCGCUGGCCGGAGCCGUGGCCAAAACCGCCGUGGCCCCCUUGGACCGGACAAAAAUCAUCUUCCAAGUGUCGUCGAACCGUUUUUCCGCAAAGGAGGCCUACCGGCUGGUCUACCGCACCUACCUCCAUGAGGGCUUCUUCAGCCUCUGGCGCGGCAACUCGGCCACCAUGGUGCGGGUCAUCCCCUACGCCGCCAUCCAGUUCUGCGCCCACGAGGAGUACAAGCAGCUCCUGGGCAGCUACUACGGCUUCCAGGGAAAGGUUUUGACCCCGCUGCCGCGAUUCAUUGCUGGUUCGCUGGCGGGGACCACGGCGGCCAUGUUGACGUACCCCUUGGACCUGGUGCGGGCGCGGAUGGCGGUGACCCCCAAAGAAAUGUACAGCAACAUUGUUCACGUCUUCAUCCGGAUCUCGCGGGAGGAGGGUCUGAAGACCCUCUACCGGGGCUUUGCCCCCACCAUCCUGGGGGUCAUCCCGUACGCCGGGCUGAGCUUCUUCACCUACGAGACCCUCAAGAAGUUGCACGCAGAUCACAGCGGACGCUCGCAGCCGUACCCCCUGGAGCGCCUGGCCUUUGGUGCCUGUGCCGGCCUGAUUGGCCAGUCGGCCUCCUACCCGCUGGACGUGGUGCGCCGGCGGAUGCAGACGGCCGGCGUGAUGGGCUUCUCCUACAGCUCCAUCCUGGGCACCAUGGCCGACAUCGCCCGGGAGGAGGGCCUGGUCCGGGGCCUCUACAAGGGGCUGAGCAUGAACUGGGUCAAGGGCCCCAUCGCCGUGGGCAUCAGCUUCAUGACUUUCGACCUCACCCAGAUCCUGCUCCGGAGGUGGGAAGGGGCCGUCCAUGUGGAGAGGUAGGGGCCGGGUGACGUUGAGGGAUAGACCGCCUGGAAUCCCACCCAGAAACUCCAUAUGGACACCUGUCAGGAAGUCCCAUCGGAAAUCCUUUAUGGAAGCCCAUCAGGAGGUCCUUCUGGAAGUCUAUCUGGAAGUCCUGUAUGGAAACCUAUCUGGAGGUCCUCCUGGAAACCCCGUAUGGACACCUAUCUGGAAGUCCCAUCAGAAAUCCUUUAUGGAAGCCUAUCAAGAGGUCCUUCUGGAAGGCUAUCAAGAGGUCCUUCUGGAAGUCUAUCUGGAAGUCCUCCUGGAAACCCUGUAUGGACACCUAUCUGGAAGUACCAUCAGAAAUCCUUUAUGGAAGCCCAUCAGGAGGUCCUUCUGGAAGUCUAUCUGGAAGUCCUCCUAGAAACCCCGUAUGGAGACCUAUCUGGAAGUCCCAUCAGAAAUCCUUUAUGGAAGCCCAUCAAGAAGUCCUUCUGGAAGUCUAUCUGGAAGUCCUCCUAGAAACCCUGUAUGGACACCUAUCUGGAAGUCCCAUCAGAAAUCCUUUAUGGAAGCCUAUCAAGAGGUCCUUCUGGAAGUCUAUCUGGAAGUCCUCCUAGAAACCCCGUAUGGAGACCUAUCUAGAAGUCCCAUCAGAAAUCCUUUAUGGAAGCCCAUCAAGAAGUCCUUCUGGAAGUCUAUCUGGAAGUCCUCCUGGAAACCCUGUAUGGACACCUAUCUGAAAGUCCCAUCAGAAAUCCUUUAUGGAAGCCUAUCAAGAGGUCCUUCUGGAAGUCUAUCUGGAAGUCCUCCUGGAAACCCUGUAUGGACACCUAUCUGAAAGUCCCAUCAGAAAUCCUUUAUGGAAGCCUAUCAAGAGGUCCUUCUGGAAGUCUAUCUAGAAAUCCUCCUGGAAACCCUGUAUGGACACCUAUCUGGAAGUCCCAUCAGAAAUCCUUUAUGGAAGCCUAUCAGGAGGUCCUUCUGGAAGUCUAUCUGGAAGUCCUGUAUGGAAACCUAUCUGGAGGUCCUCCUGGAAACCCCGUAUGGACACCUAUCUGGAAGUCCCAUCAGAAAUCCUUUAUGGAAGCCUAUCAAGAGGUCCUUCUGGAAGUCUAUCUGGAAGUCCUGUAUGGAAACCUAUCUAGAGGUCCUCCUGGAAACCCCGUAUGGACACCUAUCUGGAAGUCCCAUCAGAAAUCCUUUAUGGAAGGCUAUCAAGAGGUCCUUCUGGGAUUCUUUAUGGAAGUCCUGUAUGGAAACCUAUCUAGAAGCCUCAUCUGGAGGUCCUUCCAGAAAACCCAUAAGGAUACCUAUCUGGAAGUCCCAUCAGAAAUCAUAUAUGGGAAAACCAUCCAGUAGUCUCAUUGGGAGGUCCUUCUUGAAAUCCCAUAAAGACAUCUAGUUGCAAGUCCUAUCAGAAAUCAUGUUUAGAAGCUGGUCUAGAAGUCAAGUCGGGAGGUCCUUCUGGAAGUCUAUCUGGAGGUCUUGUAUGGAAACCUAUCUGGAGGUCCUCCUGGAAACCCCAUAUGGAUAUGUAUCUGGUAGUCCCAUCAGAAAACAUCUAUGGAAACCCAAUCGGAAGUCUCAUUGAGACGUCCUUCUGGAAGCCUGUCCAGAAGUCCUAUAUGAUAACCCAUCUGGAAGUCACAUCUGGAGGUCCUUCUGGAAACCUAUCUGGAAGUCCUUUAUGGAAACCUGUCUGGAAGCCUUGUCCAGAGGUCCUUCAAGAAACCCCAUAUGGACACUUGUCUGGAAAUCCCAUCGUAAAUCAUGUAUGGAAACCCAUCCAGACGUCCUGUAUGGAAGCCCACCUAGAAGUCUCAUCCAGAGGUUCUUCUGGAAACCCUAUAUGGACACCUAUCUGGAAGUCCAGUCAGAAAUCAUGUAGGAAAACCCAUAUGGAUUAUUAUUAUUACUAUUGAAUUACAGCAGAUGUUGGAAUAGGUCAAGCUGAGACUGGUUGGCCAUCUGUCGGGAGGGCUUUGAUUGUGUCUUCCUGCCUAGCAGAAUGAGGUCAGACUGGAUGGCGUUGGAGGUCCCUUCCAACUUUAGCUAUCCUCUGGGAGUUCAAAUAAAAUACGAGUAUGGAGAAUGAUGGGAGUACAAGUGAAUAAACAAUGUGAGGAUGAUGGGAGUUCAAGUUGGAAAAAUAAUGUGGAGAUGAUGGAAGUUUGAAUGGAAAAAUAACGUGGGGAUGAUGGGAAUCUGAAUGGAAAAAUAAUGUGGAGAUGAUGGGAGUUUGAAUGGAAAAAUAACAUGGGGAUGAUGGGAAUCUGAAUGGAAAAAUAAUGUGGAGAUGAUGGGAGUUUGAGUGGAAAAAUAAUGUGGGGAUGAUGGGAGUUUAAGUGGAAAAAUAAUGUGGGAAUGAUGGGAGUUUAAGUGAAAAAUAAUGUGGAGAUGAUGGGAGUUUGAAUGGAAAAAUAGUGUGGGGAUGAUGGGAGUUUAAGUGGAAAAAUAAAGUGAUGAUGGGAGUUUGAACUGAAAAAUAGUGUGAGGAUGAUGGGAGUUUGAAUGGAAAAAUAAUGUGGGGAUGAUGGGAGUUUAAGUGGAAAAAUAAUGUGGAGAUGAUGGGAGUUUGAAUGGAAAAAUAAUGUGGGGAUGAUGGGAGUUUAAGUGGAAAAAUAAUGUGGAGAUGAUGGGAGUUUGAGUGGAAAAAUAAUGUGGGGAUGAUGGGAGUUUAAGUGGAAAAAUAAUGUGGAGAUGAUGGGAGUUUAAGUGGAAAAAUAAUGUGGGGAUGAUGGGAGUUUGAAUGGGAAAAUAAUGUGGGGAUGAUGGGAGUCUGAAUGGGAAAAUAAUGUGGAGAUGAUGGGAGUUUGAAUGGAAAACGAUACAGAGGAUGAUGGGAGUUCGAAUGGACAACUAUACAGGGGAUGAUGGGAAUUCAAAUUAAAUAGUAUAAGGAGCCUAGAGUUCAAAUAAGAAACUAUUAUCGGGAUGACGGAAGCUAGUCUAGGGGAUGAUGGGAGUUGAAGUAAGAACAAACCUAGCAUUGGGGACGAUGGGAGGUUUCCCGAGCCUCGUUUUUCUCAGAUUUGCACAUUUUCAUGUUUCUCCCAGACAUGAAACCAUGGGACAAUUUUCUAGACUUUUUCAGAAACCAAUGCUGCAUUGCCGAUCCCACGAGAAAACUAUAUUUCCUGGCGUUUAUCUUGCUUUGAUUACGGCAAACGGUCCUCUUUUGUUGUUGUUGUUGUUUUAUAUGAAUGUUUAAAGCGGCCCGAAUAAUUGUAAACAUCUGUGCCAAGAGUGGAAGUAUAUUUAAUAAUAAAAAGAAAUUUGCUUUAUCCAA